AUGGAGAUUGGUGAUACAAAAGAGAAUAUUGUAAUCGUGGGUGGUGGGAUAUGCGGCCUUGCCACUGCCCUUGCUCUUCACAGAAAGGGCAUUAGAAGCGUGGUCCUGGAAAGGUCAAACGCAUUGCGAGCUACAGGGGCAGCUAUCAUCGUGCAUCCAAACGGCUGGCGUGCACUUGAUCAACUUGGUGUUGCCUCUCACCUUAGAGAAACUGCUAUUCCUAUACUCGCGGGACAAUUCCACUCACUCAAUAAUGACGAGCUUAAAGAAAUACCUGUUGGGAAAGAAGAAUUGAGAUGUUUGAAAAGGACUGAUCUCGUUGAUAUUUUGGCAAAUAGUUUGCCACGUAACACUCUUCAUUUUGGGUGCGAAGUGCUUUCUAUUAAGCUGGAUCCCAUAACUUCUUCUCCUGUUCUUCAACUUCAAGGUGGAAGACUUUUGAACGCCAAGGUUGUGAUUGUAUGCGACGGAGUGAACUCUGCCAUAUCAAAUAUGAUGGGGGUGAGGGCUAAGAAAAUUUUCACCAUCAGUGUGAUAAGAGGCUUCACGAGUUAUCCAAAUGGGCAUGAACUCGGCUCUCAGUUCAGAAUAACCAAAAAGAUGAUUACUCGGGUGGGACAGCUGCCAAUGACCGAAAACCUAGUUUAUUGGUUCAUCACUCGAAAACAUACCGGUCAAGGAGAUGCCAUGCAUGCAAUGGGUCCAUUUCUUGCACAAGGAGGUUCAGCUUGUCUGGAAGAUGCAAUUGUUCUUGCCCGGUGCUUGGCUCGAGCAACUCACAUCGAUCGAAACGCAAGAGGAACUAAAAUGCAGGUGGAGGAAGCAUUUGAUGAAUACCUGAAAGAACGUAAGAUGCGAAUUCUGAGACUGUCUCUGCAGAUGUACCUGAUUGGGGAAAUGCUUCAUGCUUCAUCACAGUUUGUUAAAUUCAUAUGCAUUAUCCUCCUGGCCGUCCUUUUCAGUGACUCACAUGGCCACACCCGCUAUGACUGUGGUAGCCUCUAA
Prunus armeniaca (apricot) is the source of this 1005-nucleotide messenger RNA. Lineage: Eukaryota; Viridiplantae; Streptophyta; Magnoliopsida; Rosales; Rosaceae. The record is from the annotation of a GenBank genome assembly.